AGGUGAUGAAGAACACGCCUCUGGUGCUUCCAAUGAGUCCGGGCCCUCCAUCACAGUUGAACCUGGUCGAGAGUCAACCUCACUACAGUUUUCAGGGAGUGAAAAAGAGAAAGCAUUGUAUUCCACAAGGGUUCAGAUGCGGGCAGCUGUCACCAGUGUUGGAGUCGGCCUUCUCCGACAACAGCGAGGCUGAUUACCUGCCGCCUGUAGCUGACCCUCUCAGCCCCUUCUCCACCUCGUCUGCCUGCUCGGGCCAAGGAAUAUUCCAACUGCACCCGAACCUCCAGCAGAGAGAGCAGACACAGGCACAGCCACCCCCUCAGUGCUCCCCAACACCCUGGGACAUCUCAGGACACGAGAAGGCAGAGUAACACAGAGACGAGGGAGCAUGCAGGACAUCAUGUCAUGUUCUCUCUCGACCCACCAGAGGACAAGGAGCCCGUGUUGGGCUUCAGUCUAAAUCAGUCAGAAACUGAGGAGCCGUUUGAGCGGGAAGUCUUCAGAGGCUUUGACGAUGAAGAAUAUAGAAGGGAAGAUUCACAUUUUUGGGAAGAAAAACCAAAGAUAUGUCUCACAGAGGAAACCCCAAUCAGGCCUUCAAGAGCACAACAGAAAGUCCUUGAUUCACAGUGCAGGGGUCCUGAGGCCAACUCCCUCUCUCAGCUCUGUGACCACUCUGACAUGGACUCCUCAUACUCCGGUGACAACAAUUGCAGCUUGCACAACUGUGGAUUCUUGUCAAGUUACUCUUGUAGAGGAAGCUCCUUAAGUUCAGACUCAGAUGAUGAUGAAGAUAGGUGCCAGCAAUGUCUCCAGGCCUGCACAUCAUACAUAGAGCGACCUUGUAGUGCAGAAAUCCCAAACCCAAUCCAGGUGGUUCCAGAGCAACAGCACCACAGGGGGCUGAAUGUUAAGGAGAACAUGGCCUGCACAGAUGAAGCCUGUGGAGGGAGUGAGAAACAGACAGCUCAGUUUGUGUCUGCUCACCCUCUGCAUGAAUCUAAGAGCUCUCAGAUGCACAAAUGCAAGACAGCAUCGCACGAAUCUCGAGAUGUGGGGACUCAGACAGCCGACAUCCCAGCACGCCAGACAUGUGAUGCCGAGACACAGUGCGUCUUCCACAAGGAGGCAGACUGGCUGCAGAGAUGCUGCCACAGAGCAGAGAGCUUCAUCGGAUGA
Molecule: messenger RNA, 1179 nt
Organism: Myripristis murdjan (pinecone soldierfish)
Lineage: Eukaryota; Metazoa; Chordata; Actinopteri; Holocentriformes; Holocentridae
Exons: 11
Coding region: 406-1179 (257 amino acids)
Source: RefSeq, a predicted model, not a curated record